AUGGGAAAAAUCCUGCACAGGUGGGUAUUUGAAAAAAAUGAAUUUUCUCUUUUUUUAAGUGAGGAAGCCGGCAAGUUGGUAAUUGAUGUACAUAAAAGCUUACGCGCGGAAAUUGCAAAGAUAAAAAGAUGCCUGCCAUUUUUUUCCGACAUUUCCAUGUAAUUUAUUUGAAUGAUGUGUGAAGAGUCGGUUUGGUUUUUGAAUAUUCCAGUUUCUUGUUGAAUUUUUUCAAGCACCCCCAUUUGAAAAUUUGUACCCCUUUUUCUUGGAACUGGAUUUUUUUGCCCUUUAUGUAGAAUUUUAAUUUUUCAGAUUGUUUCAGUUGUUUAUAUUAGAAAAAUCUCUAGGCAUUUUUUUCGCGUUCUACCGAGAAAUUUGCCAAAUUUAAAAGCUAUUUUUUUAUUGAAUUUUUUUAAUGUCAUUCCAUUCACUCGCGCCCUUUCUGAAAAGGAAUCGACCCCCACGAAUUUCGGCUUCUUUUUCAGUUUUGCGCUCACCAAACUCUUUUCAAGGGGACAGUUUUGUUUUAAAUACUCAGAUAUUAUUAUGAAAUAAGAGAAAGAAAUCUCUUUGAUAGAUUUCUCAAGUAUUUUUUUAUAGUUGAAUGAAUGCCAAAAAAAUAGAAUGACCAUGCCUCUUUACGACAUCGUUUGAGAGACGCGUGGUUUGAAAAAAACGGGUUCUCCGAUUUGGCAAAGAAAAAAAUACAUCAGUUUAGUUGAUUAGAAGUUAUAUCAAAUGUUGCUUUAUUUUAUAAAAAUAGGAAAAAUAUUCGAAUUCUCCAUACUGUUGGAAAGCUCCAUUUUGUCCAAAGAUUUGAAUCAAUUUUUUAAAAUUGAAUCAGGAAUAUUUUCGAAUUUUUGAAUGGGUCCAUGUUUUCAUUAUAACCGUUAAAAAGAUAUGACAAGUUAAAAAAAUAUCUCCUAUCAGUUUAUUUUUCAUUUGAUUUGCUAGAGGCGAUAAAGAACUAGACGUUUUUUCUUUGUUUUUUUGAGUAGUUUAUUUUAAAGAUGUCGGAGAGCCCCUUUGAAAAUAGGAGAAAACUGACAAGAUCCGGAUACUCUAUUAAUAAGUGAUGGUGUAAGCAGUACUUGCGGAAAAAGCCGCUAUUUAUAAGUUGUGCCGGAACGUGAAGUUGUCUUGCGACUGAGGCUGGCUCGAACUGUAUACGUUUGGACCCUCCUCGCGUCUGCACUUUGCGCUUGCAUCUCUCACGCCAAGCCACGCCCACAAUCUCUCUGCCUCUCGACGUCUGGACAGCCCUCCCGUUCAGACCGCGUUUCCCGAAUCCUCCCUUUCUUCUGGUCCCUGAAGCAUCAAUCCACGUAACGUCACGAAACUGGUUACCAUACAAUCAAGAGCCAAGCCAACGGCGCCGUUGCCGCACCAUCGACGGCUCGGGCUGAUGGCGCCGGGGGACGAAGAGAAGUGGCCACGACGUUCUGCCAGCACCUCGACGUCCUGCGACGACUGCGUUCACCGGCUUUUCCGGGCUGGUCACCUCAAACCGCCAAAGUCGCUCGCCGGCUCUCCUGAUGACGAGUCUUCUUCGACGACGACUCGAUCCUCUUCUUCGGCCUCCGCCGCCAACUUUGCCCAGGGCGUUUUCCCAAUAACGCGAGCUACACCGCUCCGUGGAGGCCUCACCGCCGGAUUGGCCGUGAAGAAACGUCGCAGCUCCUCGUCUCCAGAAGACUCGACUCGGGAGAAGAUUCCCCACAUUGAACGUGAGCAACGGUUCUGCAUCGCCGUCGCCGCUGCCGCCGCACCAACCUCGACGUCGUCGGCGUCGGCUUCGGCAGCUCUACACGAUCUCCAACAGCCGUCCACCUCCGGCUCUUCUUCGCCUUUGGAUCGCUUCUCCUCCAUAAAGAACAUAAUGAAACGCAGUGCUUCCGAGGGCAAAGACAUCAACCUCACCGCCGAACUGUUUUGGAUCAAGACGCAGCUCUCCGACCACUGGUCCAUGAAGUGGAUGUGGCAG
Caenorhabditis auriculariae is the source of this 1984-nucleotide messenger RNA. The record is from the annotation of a GenBank genome assembly. NCBI's taxonomy places the organism in Eukaryota, Metazoa, Nematoda, Chromadorea, Rhabditida, Rhabditidae.